UCGGCUUUCGUUUCCUCUACUCUUCCUUUCACUCAACAAAUCCAACAAAACCUUUUGUCCACUCAAUCGCGAACCGCCACUCAAAACAAUUACAAGUCGAGCGCUUCGCGAUGGGAGCGCGAAGAGCAGCGACCCAAUCGGGCCGACGACCGGUUCCGCGCGCGAGACAACGAUCGGCCCUCUCGUCUGAAUGACGCGAAAGGUAAGCGAAACGAUUCGCGCGAUCGAAACAUUGUGUCCAAAGAGGGAAGAGAUGAGUUCGGACGCGACCUCAGAGGCGGAGAGCGCAACAAAGAGAAGGACAAAGAGCGCGAACGCGAGCGACCAGAGCGUCGGGUCAGACGCUCAGAGUCUCCCGCGAAUAGUAUUGGCAGUCAGAACGUGGUUCGAGCGGUCAGACGCCGCUACGAACCCGUCAAUAUCCCAAAGUUGGCUAUUCUUAAGACUCCUCUCAACGUAUAUGACAUAAAACAAAGAUAUUCUGCGAAUCUUCACAUUCCUUCUGAUCUAAAGGAAGUGAUUGUAAAUUCAAACUUUACUCUCAAUAUCAAUGAUAUCCCAAAACCAAUCACUUUUAGAGUGAUUGAAGUGAAAGACGACAACAAGAAGAAAGAGGUGUCGAAAAAGACUGAUUCGCCGAAAGAGAAUAAAGAGAAGGCGACUAAAGAAGGAGAUAAGAGUGAAACCAAAGAGGAGGCCGAAGAUGAAAGCAAAACUGAAAUUUGCAAAGAAAGCGACGAAACUAAUGCCAAGACUGAUAGCAAAGACAAGCCUUCAUCUGUUGAUCAUCCGAUUGUAUCGAAGACUACGUAUAAAUACGGCGUCAAAGUCCUCAUCAUUUCAUUGCCAUCGAUGAGCGAUAUCUACGACCGAAUGUUUGGCUCAGAUUUCGACGCCAUUAGUACCGGAAGUAAAUCAUAUUUCUUGCAUUUCAACAAACUUUUGGCGUUUUUGGUCUCAAGAAACACAAACGACGGCUUUUCUCUGAUCGGCGGUAAAUUCAACGCCCAAAUAGACGGCUAUUUACCCGAUUCCGAGGAACCAAAUCUGAUCGCAACAGCAGUUCGUUUGGUCGGCGAACAAACGGGAAUGAAUUUGUCUAAAUGCGCGAAAUGGAGAUUAAUCGCCACUUUUGUUUACAAUCGCGACAACUCUGUGGACCCAAUGACUCCGAGUCUUGAGAUCAAUCGAGUGUUUAUGCCUGACGUUUGGUCUGCUUUUGAUGGCAUUUACGACAAACAGCCGAAAAAC
Medioppia subpectinata is the source of this 1251-nucleotide messenger RNA. The record is from the annotation of a GenBank genome assembly. NCBI's taxonomy places the organism in Eukaryota, Metazoa, Arthropoda, Arachnida, Sarcoptiformes, Oppiidae.